AUGUUAAGAGUGAAGAAUAUAUUUUGCAAACACAAGAAUGGUGCCAGGUUUGCUGAAACAACAUGCAUCCCAUAUAAUCAGAAUUGCAACAUUGAUGGUGGUGAGGGAACCAGAAAUGUUCGAGGCUCACGUAGGGUAAGCACUGCAACUAGUGUCACCUGUAUUAGUGGAUGUAGAGGCAUUGACAACAUUGGAAUCAUUGGUAGUGGUGCACGAAUCUCUAAUCGAAUUCGAAACGUGAGGGGAAUGAGUGGAACUGCGGGAGAAUUGCAGGGAGAGAUCUAUGACACAGUGAUUAUAGGAGGAGGUGUGACCGGUACAGGGUUGCUUUUCUUGCUGUCUAAAUUCACAAAUUUAAAAAAGUUAGCGAUAUUAGAAAGAAGAAGUGAUUUUGCACUGGUGGCAUCUCACGGGAAAAAUAAUAGUCAAACCAUACACUGUGGAGAUAUAGAAACGAAUUAUUCAUUUGAAAAAGCAAAGUUCAUAAAAAGAUAUGCAGAUUUGUUGAGAAAUUAUUUAGGAAAAUUACCCUCAGAUAAAAGAGAUGAUAUAUCAAGUAUUACACAAAAAAUGGUUUUAGGAGUGGGAGAAAAAGAAUGUGAAUUUUUAGAACAGAGGUAUCCAAUGUUUAAAAAAUUAUUUAAAUCCAUGAAGUUGUAUAAUAAGAAUGAUAUACAUAAAGUGGAACCCAAAGUUGCGUUAAAAAAUUCGCAUACCUUGAGAGAUGAAGCAUUAUCAGCUUUGUAUAUGCCACCAGAAUUAACAACAUGUGAUUUUCAGAAACUUUCAAGAAGUUUCAUAGAAUGUGCAAAUAGUAUGAACCAUAGUAGUACAAAAAAAGUUUCUGUACAUCUAGACACAGAAGUAAAUAAUAUCGAAGAAAUAAAUGAAUCACUGUACAAAAUAUAUACAAAUAGAGGAACUAUUAAAUCUCGUUUUGUAGUUGUAUGUGCAUGUGGACAUUCCUUAAUGAUUGCACAAAAAAUGAAUUAUGGAUUAGAAUAUAGCUGUUUACCAGUAGCUGGAAGUUUUUAUUUUUCUGGAAAUAUUUUAAAUGGAAAAGUAUACACAAUUCAGAAUCCAGCUUUACCAUUUGCAGCAGUUCAUGGUGAUCCUGAUAUUAUUGAGAGAGGAAAAACUCGAUUUGGACCUACUGCUUUACCACUACCAUUACUUGAGAGAGAUAAUAUGAACACAUUAUUAGAUUUUUUAAAAGUUUGGAAUCCAGAUUUUAACUUAUUUCAUGUAUAUUUUAACCUGUUUAAAGAUAUGACAAUGCUGAAAUAUGUCUGUAGAAAUUUCCUAUUUGAAAUUCCAAUUCUAAAUAAAUAUUUAUUUCUCAAAGAUGUAAGAAAAAUUAUACCCACCUUAACCACUAGAGAUUUGUCAUACUGUGUCGGUUAUGGUGGUGUUAGACCACAACUCAUAAAUAAAAAAACAAAAAAACUUAUUUUAGGAGAGGGAAAAAUUGAUUCAGGAAAAAACAUUAUUUUUAAUAUCACUCCAUCACCUGGUGCUACCACCUGCUUAGGUAAUGGAGAGUAUGACAUGAAUACCAUAUGUGAACGCUUAAAUGCAGAGAUAAACAAAAAACAGGUAAAGAAGUUUCUUUAUGAGGGAGAAUAUCCCGUUGAUUAUUUAUGA
This is a messenger RNA of Plasmodium gonderi, 1644 nucleotides long. Its product is annotated as malate:quinone oxidoreductase. Lineage: Eukaryota; Apicomplexa; Aconoidasida; Haemosporida; Plasmodiidae. The coding region runs from base 1 to 1644 and encodes 547 amino acids. Gene Ontology annotation, molecular function: L-malate dehydrogenase (quinone) activity; (S)-2-hydroxyglutarate dehydrogenase activity; (S)-2-hydroxy-acid oxidase activity. Gene Ontology annotation, cellular component: cytoplasm. The transcript has a single exon. Gene Ontology annotation, biological process: tricarboxylic acid cycle. The record is from RefSeq and is a predicted model, not a curated record.